Molecule: messenger RNA, 5443 nt
Organism: Pangasianodon hypophthalmus (striped catfish)
Lineage: Eukaryota; Metazoa; Chordata; Actinopteri; Siluriformes; Pangasiidae
Gene: aqp9b
Product: aquaporin 9b
Exons: 6
Coding region: 45-917 (290 amino acids)
Biological process (GO): glycerol transmembrane transport; water transport
Cellular component (GO): basolateral plasma membrane; plasma membrane
Molecular function (GO): water channel activity; glycerol channel activity; urea transmembrane transporter activity
Source: RefSeq, a predicted model, not a curated record
ACUCUCCUCACUAACAGCAGACACUUGAUCAGCUGUGAUUAAACAUGGAGCUGGACAGCCUGAGGAGUCUGAGAGAGAAAGUCACACUCCGGCAUGCCAUCAUCAGAGAGUUUCUAGCUGAAUUCCUCGGGACAUUUGUGCUUAUACUUUUUGGCUGUGGCUCGGUGGCACAGGCUGUGCUCAGCAGAGGAGCUCUGGGUGAACCGCUCACCAUCCACAUUGGCUUCACCACGGGAGUGAUGCUGGCUGUCUAUGUGUCAGGAGGUGUAUCAGGAGGUCAUGUAAAUCCAGCUGUAUCUCUAGCCAUGGCAGUCUUAGGGAAGUUUCCCAUUAAAAAAUUCCCAGUGUACGUGGCUGCCCAGUUCAUUGGUGCUUUUGCAGGUUCUUGUACUGUCUUUGGACUGUACUAUGAUGCCUUCAUGGACUACUCCAGUGGAGAGCUGCUGGUCACAGGUGAAAAUGCAACCGCACACAUCUUCGCCACCUAUCCAGCAAAGCAUCUCUCAGGCCUCAAUGGGUUUUUUGAUCAGGUGAUUGCCACUGCCACUUUGGUGCUGUGUGUCUUGGCCAUUGUGGACAAGAAAAACAUAGGAGCCCCUAAAGGAAUGGAGCCACUGCUCAUUGGUUUCACCAUCCUGGCCAUCGCUGUGUCCAUGGGAUUGAACUGCGGCUAUCCCAUCAACCCUGCCCGAGACCUGGGGCCCCGGCUCUUUACCGCUGUGGCAGGCUGGGGGGUGGAGGUGUUCAGAGCCGGGGGCUGCUGGUGGUGGAUCCCAGUUGCUGGUCCGAUGGUGGGGGGUGUAUUGGGAGCGAUGAUCUACUACCUGCUGAUCGAGCUACACCACGUGGAGCCAGAGAAAAAGCAUGAGGAGAAGAACAAUGUUAAGGACAAGUAUGAAAUGAUCACCACGAGCUAGACAGAAGACAAAUGGGACUCUCUUCUUCACAUCAACCAGGCUAUAGUGUAGAACCACAUUUUCUUCAGUUUUUCUCACUUUUUAUCAGAAUGCAAGCAUCCCAGUUGGUGCUAGUGUUAUAUUAUAAAUCCCACAAUUAAACUAGUGGGAAAUUAUCAUAGUAGCAUAGUAUCAGAUAAACAUAAGCUCCUUAUGAAUAAUUUACAGCAAAACAAUGCUAAAACCCUGGUAAGGAUUGACUUAUAUAUAUAUAUAUAAAUUAUCUAGAUAUUAUUCAGAGAUUAAUGCUUCCUCCACAUACUUGUUCUUGUUUGCCACCUCAUAAUUAUUGAAUCUUUGAGUUAAGUGCACCAAUAUUGUUAUGUAUUGUGAUCUAUUUUGGUAUUUUCCUAACAUUUUACUCCACUGUAAAUUUUCCACAGUAUAACCAAUGGUUAGAUAUGUAAUCUAGUAUCUAUGACCUAAUUUGUGAUUACUGAAAAUUAGUUGGUUUCAGAGAAAAAGGAUUAUGUACCAUCAACCACUGAAAUCAUUCUUUCCUCCAUCUUCAUAAAAUGUUAAGGGUCAGUAAUAACUUGCUUGGAAACUUGUAUUUAUCAUAAUUCCAAUAGCACCUGAAGGAAGCAUAUGAUAAGGACUGGGGCACACACAUUACAGCGCUGAACUACACCAGCACGUUAUAACUGGACAAGGGUCUAAAGUGUAAAAUAAUAGUAAAUAAAAAUGCCUGCUACAUAAAUAAUAUCUAAAGAUUUUUUUCCCUCUAAGCAGCUGCAAUAAAGAGGAGUGAGUUUUGUACUCCACAGUGAAAUGUGGUAAAGUUCAAGGGUUUUUGAUCAUUUCUUUAACCUUGUGUUUCUGUCUUAAAUGAAACAGAAGUGAGAUUGAAAUGAGAAAUGAAAUUCUUUGCAGGCCUGCAGUAAAUGAGCAGCUAUUGAUCUCUGAGAAGGCAUCAAACACUUUUCAAAAGCAGCUUCAGUUAACCACUCAUCUGUUAUGCAAAUUCUAUUAGAGGAACUUGGCUCUCAAUUUCCCACAACCAAAAACACGGAAAACCUUUGACUUCAAAGAGAAUUGUCAAACCAUUACUGUGAGGCCAUGUAAUUUUUUAAACUAUUGUUGAGCUUAACAGUGUCCAAUUUAUGUGUGGGCCAUGUCCUCACAGCUACUCAUAUAUGAACAAGAAUUCACCAGUGCCUGUGUUCUCAUUGAAACAAUCUCUCUCUGGAUUCAUAGGCCUGAUUCACCUGAAAUUAAAUUAGAUUUCAAUUCAAAUAGUAACUUGGGUACAUUUGGCUGAACUUUGCUGUCCUAAUGGCAUUUCAAAGCUUGUAACUAGAAAACUAAACAAACACCUUUUAGCGUGAAAAAAUUAUUUGUGUAUUUUUUACUAUGACAUGUCAAAAGAACUCUAUAUGACCUUAUGGGAUGCAUCUCAACAGUGGUUGGCAAGUCUUUACAUAUUGUUCUUGUGCAUAUAUUCACUUUCCUAUUUUUUUUUUUAGCCACAUGUAGUUUAAUGAUAUUGCAAUGAUAUCUUCUGAAAUCUCUUCUGAAAGCUCUGAAAUAAAUGACCAUUUCUGGCUGAACAAAAAUCUGACUCAUGGAAUCGGUAAUGGGUGUUUACGCAGCAUACAGUGGUGCUUGAAAGUUUGUGAACCCUUUAGAAUUUUCUCACAUGAACUGCUUGCUUCAGAUCCUUCCACAACAUUUAUAUUGGAUUAAGGACAUUGACAUUGACUUGGCCAUUCCAAAACAUUAACUUUAUUCUUCUCUUUGGUAGAAUGGUUAAAGAAGAGAUGUGUGCUUAGGGUUGUUGUCUUGCUGCAUGACCCUUUCUCUUGAGAUUCAGUUCAUGGACAGAUGUCCUGACAUUUUCCUUUAGAGUUUGCAAUUCAUUGUUCCAUCAAUGAUGGCAAGCCAUCCUGGCCCAGAUGCAGCAAGAGACCCAAACCAUGUUACUACCACCACCAUAUUUCACAGAUGGGAUAAGGUUCUUAUGCUAGAAUGCAGUGUUUUCCUUUAUCCAAAUAUAACACUUCUCAUUUAAACCAAAAAGUUCUAUUUUGGUCUCAUCUGUUCACAAAACAUUUUUCCAAUAGACUUCUGGUUGUCCAUGUGAUCUUUAGCAAACUGCAGACAGGCAGCAAUGUUCUUUUUGGUGGGAAGAGGCUUUCUCCUUGCAACCCUGCCAUGCACACCAUUAUUGUUCAGUGUUCUCCUGAUGAUGGACUCAUGAACAUUAACAUUAGCCAAUGUGAGAGAGGCCAUUAGAUGUUUAGAAGUUACCAUGGUUUCCUUGGUGACCUUGCAGACUACUACACGUCUUGCUUUUGGAUUGAUCUUUGUUGGUCAGCCACUUCUGGGGAGGGUAACAAUGGUCUUGAAUUUCCUCAAUUUGUACACAAUCUGUCUGACAGUGGAUUGGUGAAGUCCAAACUCUUUAGGGAUGGUUUUGUAACCUUCUCCAGCCUAAUGAGCAUCAAAAACUCUUUUUUCUGAGGUCCUCAGAAAUCUCCUUUGUUCGUGCCAUGAUACACUUCCACAAACGUUUUGUGAAGAUCAGACUUUGACAGAUCCCUGCUCUUUAAAUAAAACAGGGUGCUCACUCACACCUAUUGAUUGAAAACACCUGACUCUAAUUUCACCUUCAAAUUAAGUGCUAAUCCUAGAGGUUUGCAUUUUUGCCACUCACAGAUAUGUAAUAUUGGAUCAUUUUCCUAAAUAAAUAAAUGACCAAGUAUAAUAUUUUUGUCUCAUUUGUUUAAUUGGGUUCUCUUUGUCUACUUUUAAGACUUGAAAAUAUGAUUAUGUUUUAGGUCAUAUUUAUGCAGAUAUAUAUAGAAAAUUCUAAAGGGGUCACAAAGUUCAAGCACCACUGAAUGUUACGAAUAUUUACAAAGAUGUCCCUUGUAGUAGAUGAAAACACAUUGGACCAGAUUGAACCCAUGCACCUGAUUCAGAGACAUUGUUUACUCACUCAUCUGGGUCACAGUGAUCCUAUGUUUGUAAGUUCGUUACAUGUCUGUUCCCAGAAUUAAAACUGCUGUUAAAACUGCUGUCUCCCAAAGCAUACUGUACUGUAAGACUCACUGUUUUAAUACACUACUUUGCAUUUCCAAACUCCAAGGCUUAUUAACUAAUGCAUAUAAAAACAAUGCAAAACGAUGAAGCUAGUCACAGUUCUAUAAAGUUUAGGAAGUUAAUUGGGGCACCUAAUAUGCACAAACUGCGCUGUUUUAAUCCUGUUCCUAAUUACUAUGCUUCGAAUGCAAAACACCAGCUAUUCACAUUUAAAAACAAGGCUUACAGUUGAAGAAACUACUGUGGGCAUAUUGUGGAGGAGCCAGAAGUGCACAAAAGCACAGUGUGUUUGGAAAGGCAAAUGUUCUUAAGGCUCUGUUUGCUCUUCUGGUUUGUCCCGAUAAGAUUCUACUAUUUAUAUUCCAACAUAAAGUUGCUAUUUCUGCAACUUUAGAAAAAGGAAUGUAUCUAAAAAAUGUAUACACAUGCUUACAUUUAAAAUGAAAAGCUACAUCCAGUAAGUUACAUAUUGUCAGUGAUGGGAUUUAUGGAUGUUUGCAUCAGCAUCUGGACAGCAGAAAUACAGGAAAUACAGAAAUACAGCAUGUUUGUCCAGUAAGCACAGCAUCAUCAAUAUAUAACUCCAUUACUGGUAAUGCAGUUCUCAUGGCUUUAAUUUAAUAAAUAAUAUAAUAGUAUGCCGCUUGCAUGAUCACUUGAAUAUUCGGAUAAAUGCUGAUGAUUGUGUUGUUCAAAUGCACAGGUCUGUGCAAAUGACUUGCAAAAGACACCCUAGAUUCAGUGUUACAGAGAAAUUUUUGUACUAUGUUAAAAUAAAAUGGACUAUAAUCAGUAGUAGAACACAGUUCUGAUAAAAACAUCUAAGAUGUCUGCUUCAGUCUUUGUAUCAAAAACUACAGCAACAGAAGCACUGUAGCAAGUCCUCCAAGAAGUCUGGAACAACCACCAAUCCAAAACUGCAUAAUUGUGUGCACAAGAAAAUGUAUGCAGAUUUAAGUGCAAGGACACAUUAUGAUUGGAUGCAAUUGUUAUUGGUUUUCUGUUUACUGCUGAAUAUAGUAAUUAUUCUGCAGUGUCAUUUCAUUAUAUAUGUAGGUAUCUUCAGACAUGCCUUAGAUUUUUGCACAUUUCUUUAUACUUUUAAAGCUCUCACAAGAGAGCUUAUUGCUUGUUUGAAGCUGAGUAUAGAGUCUCUGUAAGCAUUGUAAUAUAUAAUUGAGUAAGAGUACACAUGUUCUCUAUCUGUAUGAAUGAAGCCAGUGCAGUUGGGAUUAUUGAUCUCAGUGGCGUUAUAUAAGUUCAGACCUGAUUAUAAAACAGCAGUUCAAUAACAGUGCAGGCCUUAUGAGUUCUGCUGUCACCUACAAAGUGCUUGGCUAUUUUACACAGUGGUAAAUCAUUGCCUUUAGUGCAGAGAACUCAAUUCAGUAGGGAACGAAAAUAAAAAAUAUCUGACUGGAAAUGUGCAUUGAGUUCUCUCA